AUGGAUAUUGAAAGAUUCAAGAGACUCAGUAUUCCUAAAAUUGAAGCAGGGAAAAUGACUGAAGUUGUUAGGGAUGUUAUGAAAGAAGUCCGAACUAGAGAUCAGGAUGCAUAUGGAAAGGUGGCUAAAGACCUGAAACCUCUAACGGAAAAGUUUGAUAAGGAAAUAGAAGAGAUUAGUAAAUUAAGAGAAGAUGUUUCAAAACAAGUUGUCCCAUACGCUGAGCAAGUUCAAAGAUUAGCAUUACCAGGCCCAAGUGGUGAGGUGGCGCCUAAGAUGGUAGCUGAUAGGAACAAGGGAUUCACUCAAGAAGAACUGGCAUUCAUUCAAAACCAGCAAUUGCUAUUGCUAGCUGACAUUUUUUUGCAAACCUUAAAAGAGCCAAAUUAUGCGAAACAAAUAUCAGAUAAAUCUGGUAAAAUAAAUAAGGACUUAGGUCAGAAAAAAGCCAGUUUAAGCACAACAAAAACUAAUAGAAAGAGAAAUAAGGAUGAAAUUGCCGAGUAUAAUGAAGGAAUUGAUAUCAUAAAAAAAUACAGACAAAGAAUUGGUAUUUUAGAGGAAGGUGCAGAAACAUCGAAAGUUGGUCAGGGUAUUUACACACAAAAAAAGAGAAACGCUUAUAAGAUUAACUCCAAUACUGGUGUUUAUGGAAAUGUAAACAUUGAUGUGCCCAACCUUUAUGGCCAGCUUAAACUAAUUGCUCAUAAAGAUGGUAAAAAAGUCUAUGAUAAGCAAGUGGACUUUGAUACCCUUGAUCUGCUCACAAAGAGAUUCAACAGUAAAAAGAAAUAUUCACCAUGAUCAAAAAUGGUAUUUGACGACCUUAACAGAAUAAGUGAUAUUCCAAUUCACCGAACAAGUAAUAAAUACAAAAAAAUCGGUUCAGGGGUUGUUAAUUAUAAUAACCCAGCUGACCUCUUGAACAGAUUGGAAUUGUUAGGUGGAUCCAUAUUGGCUGGAAAUAAUGGUGUGAAAAAUGAAUUUUCCAAAAUUGCUCACACACUGAACAAAUUAGCUAUUCUAAUUAAUAACCAGCUUAACAAUCUGUUGAGGGAGUAUAUAAUGUAAUCAAUAAUAUAAUGCGAGGAAGAGCAAUCCAUAUUUCAUGUGUUGAUAGACAGAAAAUCGGGAAAAAUAAAGCAGAGGAUUUCAUAAUCAAAUUCGAUCCAGUUUUAAAACUCCAAAAUGAUAUGACACACGAAAUAGCAUUGGAUAAGGUUACAAUGACUUACAGUUGGCACAAUAUUUCAGAUCAGUAUCAAAAUAACAAGAUAAAAUACUCAACUGAUGGUGGAAAUUCAUGGGAAACAGUCAAAUUUAUUGAUGGGAUGUACACUUACUCAGACCUGAAUGAUUAUUUACAACAGUACAUGAAAAAGAAGGGCCAUAAAACUACUAAUGCAAAAAAGGAUGAUGUAUACUACAUUACUACUAUUAUUGUCCACAUGUAA
Porites lobata is the source of this 1454-nucleotide messenger RNA. NCBI's taxonomy places the organism in Eukaryota, Metazoa, Cnidaria, Anthozoa, Scleractinia, Poritidae. The record is from the annotation of a GenBank genome assembly.